UCUGGAUCACAGACGUGGCACUGACAUCCUCUCUCCUCAGGUGUGGGGGUUGUCUCAGAAACCGCCACGGCGGCGUCGGGCCGUGGUUCUGACGGGUCGCCACCAGGCGUCUGACACCGAGGUGCAGCUGUACCAGCAGGUGCUGCAGCAGCUCCACUACGAUGUCMACACAUCCAGAUACACCGAGACCAGCAGCGUCCUCCAAGCCAAUCAGGGUGUGAGUGGGUGGAGCCUGCUGCUGUGUCUCAGCAGUUCAGAGCGGAGCUGUCUGAGGAGAGUCUCGUUCUCUCACCUGCAGCGGCAUCAGAGGGUGAACCUGAUCCCAGGUCUGAUGGACGCCUUCUCUGAUGCAGGUGCAGGUCUGUGUCACAUGUUCACGUGGUCUCACCUGACAGGAGUAGAUUUACCCAUGAGGCGGUACUCCUGUGGAUCAACCAAUCAGAAGCUGUGGAUGCCUCAGGACAGUCUGUCACCUGUUGGAGCUCCGCCUCCUGGUCUGGUUGCCAUGGUGAACAUUUACGUUCUGGUGACAUCACUCCAACCGCUGACAUCGUUCCUGCAUGACGUCAUCGUGGUGUCGACCAAUCGGGAGCUGAGGGCACGACCCCUGAAGCUCAGGGACUUUCUGCGGCAGCAGCUGGGACCAGUGAGUUCCCAUCAUGCUUUGGGGCAUAUGAAGCACGUGAUAGGCGAAGUGCUGCAGGCGGCAGUGUCAACCAAUGAGAGGACAGGAAGAGUGGACAGGUGUGUGUUGUGUUACCAGCUGCUCACCUUCACUCUGAUGUUCAGUGGCUCCAUCACACCUGUCGUCAUCCAGGUGGACACUGAUUUAACAUUUACAGCUCUGAGGGACGACACGUUUGACAGACAGGUCACCAAAGACAUGAUCCUGGAGGACACACUGCACUUCCUGUCACACACACACCUGUCAGCAGAAACAGAGACAGACAGGAGACAGAGCGACUCGUGACCUGGAGAGUUUCAGGCUGAUGUGAGGACAAAGAGGUUCUCUGCUCCAUCACAGACCAACAGCUGCUCUA
Paralichthys olivaceus (Japanese flounder) is the source of this 1040-nucleotide messenger RNA. The record is from RefSeq and is a predicted model, not a curated record. NCBI's taxonomy places the organism in Eukaryota, Metazoa, Chordata, Actinopteri, Pleuronectiformes, Paralichthyidae.